ACCCACCAAGCUGAAACAUCCCAGUGCGUCAAAUAUUAAAAAAGACAUCAUAUUUCAAUUCUCAUACUCUUCUUAGUCUUCAAUGGCUGCCUAUCCUUCUCAACCCAAUCCUUUAGCGCUGCUCCUAUUGGCAUCCCUUGUGGUUGCUGUUGCUGGAAAUUUUUACCAGGAUGUUGAUAUCACUUGGGGAGAUGGGCGUGGUAAAAUACUCAACAAUGGCAAUCUCAUUACACUUUCUCUUGACAAAGCCUCUGGCUCAGGUUUCCAAUCCAAGAAUCAGUAUCUCUAUGGCAAGUUCGACAUCCAACUCAAGCUUGUCCCUGGCAACUCUGCUGGCACUGUUACAACCUUCUAUUUUCACUCUCAAGGGUCUUCUUGGGAUGAAAUAGAUUUUGAGUUCUUGGGAAACCUUAGUGGUGACCCUUAUCUUGUCCACACGAAUAUAUAUACUCAAGGCAAAGGCAACAGAGAGCAACAAUUCUACCUCUGGUUUGAUCCAACGGCUGAUUUCCAUACCUAUUCAAUCCUCUGGAACCCAGGGCAUAUUGUAUUCUAUGUUGAUCGUAGACCAAUUAGAGAGUUCAAGAACUUGGAAUCAAUUGGUGUCCCCUACCCAAAAAGCCAACCAAUGGUGAUGUAUGCAAGUUUGUGGGAUGCAGAUGACUGGGCGACAAGAGGAGGGCUUGUGAAGACAGACUGGAGCAAAGCACCCUUCACUGCAUCAUUCAGAAACUUCAAUUCCAAUGCUUGUAUUUGGUCUAAUGGAGCAUCUUCUUGCAGUAACUCCGCUAACCAGUGGUCCUCUGAAGAGCUUGAUUCUACAAGUCAAAAGCUGCUAAAAUGGGUUCAGAAAAAUUACAUGGUCUACAACUACUGCACAGACACAAAGAGAUUCCCUCAGGGCCUUCCUCAGGAAUGCACUGUCAUCAACAAGAAUUAGAAAUUCAGGACUUGCACAUAUGGAUCAAUGGUUCCAGAGUUUAGUUUGUUCUAGUAACUUCCAAUUGCAAAGUUUACAUUCUUUUGUCUGACAAGAUUGUGCCAAUAAUGCAAGAAAAAGGAUUUUUCUUGCAGUCCAUAAUGUAUAUAAAUAUAUUUCCAUAUAUGAAAAAGUUUUGUUGGUGUUA
Molecule: messenger RNA, 1127 nt
Organism: Hevea brasiliensis (rubber tree)
Lineage: Eukaryota; Viridiplantae; Streptophyta; Magnoliopsida; Malpighiales; Euphorbiaceae
Product: xyloglucan endotransglucosylase/hydrolase protein 22
Exons: 3
Coding region: 83-940 (285 amino acids)
Biological process (GO): cell wall biogenesis; xyloglucan metabolic process
Cellular component (GO): apoplast; cell wall
Molecular function (GO): hydrolase activity, hydrolyzing O-glycosyl compounds; xyloglucan:xyloglucosyl transferase activity
Source: RefSeq, a predicted model, not a curated record